CUACACUUUGAUUAGAUAGUGCGGAAAGAGCCAAGGGAGGUGCAUUUAGCGUUAAGGCGCUAUCUAUUUUUCUUAUCUACAGUGUGAUUGGGGGCCUCAUCAAUUCGUCCCUGCCACUAGUUCUGCCUUUUUGUCUUGGCGAUGUUUGUAAUCAUUUCUUGAGCAUUAUUCAUUGAAAAGGUCUUGGUGAAAAAUUAAGUGAUGUAAAAAAGUUAUAAUUAAUUAGAAAAACAAAGACAACUGAUUACUAGAGGAGGAAAACAACAAUCGCUGCAAAUUGGGUGCGCUAUUAUAAGCUAAGCUACAUGUAAGAGAUGUCUAAAUUCUAUAAAAUAGAAAUAAAUCGCACCGAAUGGGAAAUACCUGAGUUGUAUCAACAGCUGGUGCCAGUGGGGUCAGGGGCUUACGGCCAGGUAUGCAAGGCAUUGGUCAAGGGCACCAAUAUGUAUGUGGCCAUCAAGAAAUUGGCCCGGCCAUUUCAAUCGGCCACCCAUGCCAAACGUACUUAUCGUGAGCUACGUCUACUCAAACAUAUGGAUCAUGAGAAUGUCAUUGGUCUCUUGGACGUUUUCCACCCCCAUCCACCUAAUGUGACAUUGGAAAACUUUCAGCAAAUCUAUUUGGUAACCCAUCUCAUGGAUGCUGAUUUGAACAACAUAAUACCCACUCAACGCCUGUCUGAUGAUCACGUGCAAUUUUUGAUCUAUCAAAUUUUAAGGGGUUUAAAGUAUAUACAUAGCGCUGGCGUUAUACAUCGUGAUCUGAAGCCAUCGAACAUAGCCGUAGACGAGGAUUGUGAGUUGAGAAUUUUAGAUUUUGGCUUGGCUCGACCCACAGAAAAUGAAAUGACCGGUUAUGUGGCAACACGCUGGUAUCGAGCACCAGAAAUAAUGCUCAAUUGGAUGCACUAUGAUCAAACGGUGGACAUAUGGUCAGUGGGAUGCAUUAUGGCUGAAUUACUUACCGGUCGCACCUUGUUUCCUGGCUCUGAUCAUAUACAUCAGCUGAAUUUAAUUAUGGAGAUUUUGGGUACCCCACCAGAUGAUUUCAUGAAGAAAAUGUCUUCGGAAAAUGCUAGGAAUUACAUUGAAUCGUUGCCACCCAUGCAGCGACGCGACUUUAAGAAGCUGUUUAUGGGAGCCAAUCCUUUGGCCAUAGAUUUGUUGGAGAAAAUGUUGGAAUUGGAUGCAGAUAAACGUAUCAAUGCUGAGCAAGCCUUGGCUCAUCCUUAUUUGGCCAAAUAUGCAGUUCCAGCCGACGAAUCAACUUCACCAUUGUACGAUCAAAGUUUUGAAGACAUGGAAUUGCCAGUAGAGAAGUGGAAGGAAUUGAUAUUGAAGGAGGUAAAUGAUUUUAGGCCUCCACCGUCCUUUGCUCAAAUCUUGAAAGACAUUAAAUAAGAAGAAAACAUAUUUAAAUGAAGAUAUAUAUGUAUAUAGAAUACCUAUCACACAUACACCAUACAUACACAAAAAUACACACUCAUAGCUCAAUUGCUUCUAGAGUGUCAUAAUUCAAAAUUGAUAUUUAUAUUAAAAAAAGUGGUCUAGUUAAAAGUAGAAGCGUUGGUUGAAGUUGCAUCUUUUAAAAUAACUUUUCCAACUGUACACUAGUUAUAUUCCUAAUAGAUAGAGCCAGUUAGCUAGCCUACAACCAAAAUAUACACUUUUUACCUUCAACCCACUAAGUGUAGCCUAGAUAGGUUUGUAAGUAGAUAUAGCCCCAAAAAUAUAAAUCGCAAACAGGAUUUGACUUCAUAACCCCAUGUAGGCACCAAAUUUUGUACGAUUGCGUUGAAAUUUGAACGUGCAAUACACUUACGACCUACAAUAACACCACAACGAAUCCCACCCGGACAGGUCCUUAAAUAAAUAAAACCCCCUUAAAAACCGAUCCACCCAUUUGAUUUCUCAAAAUCUUAGAAGCCUCAAUCAACUACCGUUUGGAUUUUCUAAUAAAAAACAGACUUAAGUUGAAUUCAUUCGUAUAAAUGUUUAACGGAAUUCACGGUGGUGCUUCCCCCAGAUCCUGUGGAAACGCAGGAAGAUUUCUUUCACUUCAAUGAGUGCUUCUAUUCAAGUUUUAGCUCAAUGUUAAAGGACCUCUUUUCAAUAGCCGACCCUACGGCUGAACUUCAACUCUGUUUAGAAAAGUUUAACAUUGCUAAGAUAACCACCGAAGAAAUUUUUUCUGAUGUUCUCAGCAAGAAUUUUACUUAGGCGGGCAUAAGCGAUUUCACUAAAACACAGUUCCUCAAAGUGCUGCAUGUAUACGCUCCUUCGCCUUCGGCAGUAUAGCGACUCAUUCUUCCCGCUACCAAUUCUCAAAAGCAUUCGGAACUUCCCCUUACCUUAAUUUCCAAAUACUCCAUACCUCGGAGAUGGCAUCCUAUUGGGUUGCCCAAAAAGUAAUUGCGGAUUUUUUAAGAGAAAGUAAAUGCAUUUUUAAUAAAACUUAGAAUGAACUUUAAUUAAAUAUACUUUUUUUACACUUUUUUUCUAAAGCAAGCUAAAAGAAAAAGCUGAUAACUGACAGAAGAAAGAAUGCAAUUACAGAGUCACAAGCUGUGAAAAAAUUUGUCAACGCCGACUAUAUGAAAAAUCCGCAAUUACUUUUUGGGCAACCCAAUAGUACCCGUAGCACUAAUUUGUAAUAUAAAUUUGGGAUCAAACGGACAUGCUUACCGACUAAGACAAUAUGGGAAUCAAAAAAAAGUUAUUUAUUUAAAAGCGCUCAACUAUCUGGGUGUCUGGCUCAUAAAACCUUCUAAAUGGACAACUAGGCCGAUCGCGUCAAUAUGGAAAUCAAAUGAACGGUUGUUGUUCUUGUAACCAAGGGAUGCAAUUUGUGUAAUUUAAAUUUAUUUUCGGGUUGUUCUUAAGGCUCAGUUAAUCCAAAUAUUUAGUUGGGUAAUCCUUUCGUGAACUUCAGCUUGGGAUAAGGCUUGCAACUAACACUCAUAGGGAACCUGGGAGAUAUAUAGCCAAAAUCCUUGUACAUUAUGGAAUAACUUCAGAAUUUCUACUUUUUCUCCUUCCCAAAGCUAUAGCGACAUCUUCUGAUACUUUUUAAUGAGGUUUAGUACGAUGAUCUGAGAGAAUCAGACUAAUAAAUCUAUAUCUUUAGCCAGCGUUUAAUGCCCCUAGGAGCAUGUUUUGGAUAAUUCUCAUUCAUAAAUAGGAAAGAAAAUGCCAUAUAGUAAUGCGAAAAUGCGUUUAUUGUAUUUUUCAUUAUACCUCUAUGAAAAUUGUGAUUUAUUCUUUAGAGAAUUCUUAGUUUAAGGAACCAUGCCAUACCAUGAAAAGAGCCCCAAAACUAUUAUGUAGUCUCCAUCACAAUUUAUGGCCUUUAAAGUAUACUAAAGGUGAAGUUUCUUGUUUGGAGACGUCGCAUAUAUUUUUGUUACCACCUAAGAAACUAGAAACUUGUCUCUAAAUAUACUUUAAAGGUCAUAAUUAUUGAUGGAGGAUAAUGGUUUUGAGGGCUUUAUCAUGGUAGGGUGUGCAUAAGCUUAACCCCCAGAAAGCUGGACUGGCAUCGCGAAUGGUGGUGUGGUACCUUAGAGAAUGGAUUGCCAUUGGCAUAAAGAUGUAAUGGAAAAUGCUAUGAAAGCAUUUGCGGAUAACUACAUAUUGGGUUGCCCAAAAAGUAAUUGCGGAUUUUUCAUAUAGUCGGCGUUGACAAAUUUUUUCACAGCUUGUGACUCUGUAAUUGCAUUCUUUCUUCUGUCAGUUAUCAGUUGUUACUUUUAGAUUGCUUAAAAAAAGUGUAAAAAAAGUAUAUUUGAUUAAAGUUCAUUCUAAGCUUUAUUAAAAAUGCAUUUACUUUUUUUUUUUAAAUCCGCAAUUACUUUUUGGGCAACCCAAUAGAAGCUUAAUUAGUUUUUAAGAAAUAAGGAUUUCUUGACCACUCCUAAUAGCCAACAUAAAAGUGCGAAUUUUGAACUAUGACACGAUUAAAGUAAGCAUGCGAUAUUCUAUAAAUAAAAAAUAAAAGUUAACGCAGGGAUAGUAUUGGAGAAUUGAUUGUGAUAUUUAUAUUCGAGAGAGAUGUAAAAAAUAAGAUAGUUUUGAAAACUUUUUGAAUCGAGAUCUAUGUAUGUAUGAUUUUUAAAAGCUGUAUAAACGUUAAAUUCAACUUGAAAGAUUUUUCAUAUAUUGCAAAAAUCUAAAUACUCUUGCUCAUCUACAUCUACAGUUUAACACAUGUGAUAAGACGAAAUUUCGAAGGCCUUAAACGACAAUGAAUUUAUGGUAAAGACAUCUACAUAUAUUAACUGGAGCCCACAAACUCAGUUGAAGGAGAUGCAUAUCAUGUAUCGACUUACAAAUAAAUAUUAAAAAAAAAAUACAUAUUUGAUGUUAUAUAGAUAGCCCCAUAUCUUUUUUGAUGUUUUUUGUUAAAUCCCAUUGAAGCGAAAUUAUAAUAAAACACAAUGUACCUUUAUACUAAUACCAAAAAUUUUCUGCAAUAUUAGUGCAACACAAUUUUGCUUACUGUUAUUUAUCCACACAAGUUUAUGCCAUAUAUGUAUGUGAACAAUGAAGACGAUUUAUGUAUAAUAAAAUGUAUGCAAUUUUUUGUGAUGUUUAAAA
Messenger RNA from Stomoxys calcitrans (stable fly), 4595 nucleotides. RefSeq names its product mitogen-activated protein kinase p38a (gene p38a). The coding region runs from base 315 to 1400 and encodes 361 amino acids. The record is from RefSeq and is a predicted model, not a curated record. The transcript has a single exon. Lineage: Eukaryota; Metazoa; Arthropoda; Insecta; Diptera; Muscidae. Gene Ontology annotation, cellular component: cytoplasm; nucleus. Gene Ontology annotation, biological process: protein phosphorylation; intracellular signal transduction. Gene Ontology annotation, molecular function: MAP kinase activity; ATP binding.